This is a messenger RNA of Adelges cooleyi (spruce gall adelgid), 758 nucleotides long. RefSeq names its product MORN repeat-containing protein 3-like. Lineage: Eukaryota; Metazoa; Arthropoda; Insecta; Hemiptera; Adelgidae. The transcript has 5 exons. The record is from RefSeq and is a predicted model, not a curated record. Bases 9 to 719 code for a protein of 236 amino acids.
UUAUUUUUAUGAUGCCAAAAUGUAAAACGACCGCGUUGACUAGGUCUCAACAGCUGGACCAAAUGACUAGGAAAAACGGUUACAAACCGACAAUGUACGAGGCCCACGGCGUGUACAGGGGACACUGGAAAAAUGACAUGAAAAACGGCAAAGGAACCAUGAUCUACAACAACAGCACCGUGUACGUAGGGGAUUGGCGGGACAACAAAAGACACGGCGUGGGAGUGCUGACGAAACGGUUAAGUGAUUGCGAUGUAAUGAUCUACGAGGGAGAAUGGUUUAACAAUCAAUUCAUUAAAGGUCGGUGGUAUGGCAAAAAUGGAAUUUACGAAGGAGAGUACAUGCCAGGGACAAAAUUAAAAUGUGGUUACGGGACAAUGAGAUGGAACGAUGGGUCUGUGUACAGCGGAUUUUGGAGUAAUAAUAAAUACCACGGGAAAGGACUGUUGGUGGAAGCUAAUGGAAACUACUAUGAUGGAUAUUGGAACUACGGGUUGAAACACGGAAAAGGGAUUUACAUGUAUAGGAACAGAGGACAAAAAAUGGACGGUGUUUGGGUUGACGGAGUGCCCAAAGUCAGCACAAUAAUAGAUUUUCAAAGACAAAACGCUCUUAUAUUGCCGACCAUUUACCCAAUACCUAAGAUAUCCUCUUGUGACUUGGAAGUUCUAGAUAAUAUGUAUAAAACCGUACAAUCCAAUGUUCUUGAUCUACUGUAAGAAGACUUUCUUGUUCAUCGUUACAGUAUAAAGCUAUAA